Molecule: messenger RNA, 782 nt
Organism: Hevea brasiliensis (rubber tree)
Lineage: Eukaryota; Viridiplantae; Streptophyta; Magnoliopsida; Malpighiales; Euphorbiaceae
Product: BAG family molecular chaperone regulator 3
Exons: 2
Coding region: 169-618 (149 amino acids)
Molecular function (GO): protein binding
Source: RefSeq, a predicted model, not a curated record
AUAAGUCUUGCAUUUUUCUAACACCAAGGGCGGCUUCCAUUUUAUAUUCACAAGCUUCUUUUGUCCUAUUGCUUGCUCUCUUCCAUUAUAUAACUAGCUCAUCUCAAACCCCUUCUCUUCCCCCCUUCACUUUUAGUUCUUGAGAUAAGCUAAGAGGGGUAAUUAAAGAUGAUCAAGUUAAGGUCAAAGAGGUUUUGCAGAGGAAGUUUCAAGCAUGGUGGUAAAGGAAGUGACAAAGCAGGGACUUGUGGAGGCCUAAGUGAAAUCAAAUGGGAGCUUAGGCCUGGAGGCAUGCUUGUUCAAAAAAGAGAAAGUGAAGAUAGUGUUGGAGAGUUGAUUACAGUUAGAGUCUCAACUCUUUCUCAAUAUCAUGACAUUUCCAUUGAAGCAACUUCAACUUUUGGGGAAUUGAAGAUGGUAUUGUCAUUGGUAAGUGGGUUGGAGCCAAGAGAGCAGAGGCUAUUGUUCAAAGGAAAAGAGAGAGAAGACAAUGAAUACUUACACAUGGUAGGUGUUAGGGACAAGGACAAGGUGUUCUUGUUAGAAGAUCCAGCAAUCAAGGAGAGGAAACUUCAUGGCUUAGCAGGUGGAACUCCUUGUUGCACUAUAAGCGUAUAAUACUGAUUGAUUAAUUAAAAGAAUCUAUUAAUUAGUGUCCUUUUAUUACUAACCACCCAAAAAAAAUUGCCCUCAAAUGGUGAUGGGUUUAUCUUAGCUUGGCUAGAUGAGGGACUUAAAUUGUAUUAUUAUUAUUAUUAUUAUUAUUAUUAUUAUUAUUAUUA